GCGGAGGGCGAGGACGACGUGACCGUGACGCGGAAGGGAAGGGAGGGGGGAAAAGGUUCCACGCCGCUAUUACACACUCACACACACACACGAUUUGGUUUCGUGGAUGAUGUUGUGAAUGAAGGCUGCUAAACGUUUGAGUGGAAGUGGACCAACUUUUACGCGCGGAUCUUUGGAUAUGUCGAACUUUAUUAUAAUGGCAAUGUGAUUUUUUUUGUGUGGAAUUUUCACAUCGGAUUUCACCUCACCACUUCAUCAUCCGUGGACCAUACUGCCUCCAGGCACCUGCUCCGACCGUGGACAGAGUCACACGCGUCUCGCCUGCGCGUGAGUCACUCCCGUGAGCCAUCAGUCGGGAGUCGGGAGGAUCCUCCACGCGUCAACGAGUGGGACCCACUGAGCGGGUACCGAGGCUCGGUGAGAGUGGACGCCCAGGUGCUAAAUGCCCAGCCGGUCGCUGGCGGGUCCUCUGGCCGGGCGGCAACAUGAGGUCGUGGCUUCUGCUGCUGCUCCUUGCCGCGCUCUCAGCGACCAUCCUGAGCCUCGGCGGCGCUGAGGGCGAUCCACUCCCUGCGUCGCUGGUCGACCUGGUGAGGAACUCUCCUAUCUCCUCUGUGGACGAGCUGAAGAUGCUGUUGCAGCACCAGGCCGGAGCAAUAGAAGAAGAGGAGGAUGACGAAAACACAAAUCCAACCCAAAGACGACACAUCAGAAGUAUCGAGGAGGCCGAGGUCGCCCAGCAGGCGGCGUGCAAGGUUCGGACGGAGGUGAUGGAGGUGACGCGGUCCAUGUUGGACCGGCGCAACGCCAACUUCAUGCUGUGGCCGCCCUGCGUGGAGGUGCAGCGAUGUUCGGGCUGCUGCAACACCAGGAUGCUGCAGUGCGUGCCCACCGUCACCUCCAGCAGAUACCUGCAGGUGAUAAAGAUCCAGUACGUCAACAGGAAGGCCCACUACGACAAAGCCAUCAUCUCGGUGGAAGACCACGUGGCCUGCAGGUGUCAGCCCUCCUCCUCCUCGUCUUCCCUUUCCGUCGCUCGCUCGCCCAACCCUCCCCCCGUCCAGCCCCUGCCCCGGUCACCCAAGCCCCCCAACUCCAAAGCCGACCUCCAUCGCCACGACGACCUGAAGCGCAACCAGCGUCCCUACAACAGCGAGGAGCAGGAGUCGCCGGCGAGGCAAUGGCCGCAGGGGAGCUACACGCAACUGGUGCACUGGACGCAGCCCAGGGUGCACCACUCCUAUGUCAGCUGGUCGUCGGACGCCCGGGUGGAGCACGGCGUCGUGGGAAGCCCUCCGCCGGUGGGCCCGGGGAGCGGGCAUGACGUCAGCCGGGAGGAAAUCGGUGGCGACGGGCGUCGCCAGCAGAGCCACGGCCACAGGAGUUCGGAGGACUUGAGGACGCAAUACUGGCUCGACGCCCCGCAGUCGGACAGCGCCUCCCCACCUGGCGACCCGACCCCCUCCCCGCCGACCCCUUCCCCUUCCUCCUUCCCCGUUUCCACCAAUCUAAGCGACUCGGCGAGCAGCCAACCGCGUGUGGAGGCCACGCCCACACAUGCUCAGACUCUGACAGAGCGUCGCACAGGAAGUAGGAGUGAGGAAAGUGGUGAGCCGGCCAAUGAGGGAGAGGCCAAAGACUUUAGACUGGUUAAUGGAGGAGGUCACAUGACGGAAGAGGAGAGGAGGCAGAAGGUUCUGGAGGUGGUUCAAGGGGAACUGGACCGUCCUCAUCCUCCUCAGCAAAGCCCAAAGCCAGUUAUCUCCACAGCGGCCCCGCCCUCCAGCCGCCACACCCCCUUUAGACCGGCAUCGCCCCGAGUCCGGCGCAGGAGGAAACAUCGCAAGCGCAUCAGCAAAGCGGCCAUGAGGACCAUGAUCAUGUAGCGACCAAGCGCAGGGACUUGUGCAGCAAACCAAAGGUUGUCGGCCAGAAAACCAGCGCCCAAAGGGUGUAUGGACGCACUGGACACACACUGGAUACACUGGACUUAUGGGAUUCUUUGGGGGACAAGUGCAAAUGGACGCCGGUGGACGAAUCUAAAACAUAAAGUGCAAUCUUAAGAACUCCUUUAAGGAACCGUGUCACACUAAACACUGGAUUGACUCGCUCUGGGCUCCAUUAAGGUGCACCUCAUGCCUGGGACUUCAACUGGACCUGAAGGACUGGAUAACUGGAGAGAGACUGUACGGGUGCGCCUUCUAAAACACUCACUUUGUACUACUGCCAUCAAACAUAACAUGGAAAACCAAGUUCUAAAAAAAUCCCAAACACAUUUAACCCACAUAUGCUCAUCGUACAUAAACAAAAAGCAGUCUUAAAGACGAGGCUUUUAGAAACGCUGUGAGACAGUUAUAGCCAACACUGUACGUGUAAAAGCUUCUAGCGAGUAGGUUUUAUUUCUUAACUUAUUUAAAAAGGAAGAAAAAAAAAAGGAUGACAAUGAAGUCCUUUGGUUCUCAAGUGUAAUUAUUGUUAUUAUUAUUAUUGUUGCCGUUUCAGGUCAAAAGAACUACUGGUUGUACACUGUAACUGUCAUGAAUGUUAUUUUUCAUAGAAAAUAAAGAAAACUUCAACAGACA
Molecule: messenger RNA, 2582 nt
Organism: Nerophis lumbriciformis (worm pipefish)
Lineage: Eukaryota; Metazoa; Chordata; Actinopteri; Syngnathiformes; Syngnathidae
Gene: pdgfba
Product: platelet-derived growth factor beta polypeptide a
Biological process (GO): positive regulation of cell migration; platelet-derived growth factor receptor signaling pathway; positive regulation of ERK1 and ERK2 cascade
Cellular component (GO): membrane
Molecular function (GO): growth factor activity; platelet-derived growth factor receptor binding
Source: RefSeq, a predicted model, not a curated record